This is a messenger RNA of Portunus trituberculatus (swimming crab), 20998 nucleotides long. RefSeq lists its product as uncharacterized. Lineage: Eukaryota; Metazoa; Arthropoda; Malacostraca; Decapoda; Portunidae. Gene Ontology annotation, biological process: cell migration; protein deubiquitination. Gene Ontology annotation, molecular function: cysteine-type endopeptidase activity; cysteine-type deubiquitinase activity. Gene Ontology annotation, cellular component: cytosol; nucleus. The transcript is spliced from 94 exons. The record is from RefSeq and is a predicted model, not a curated record. Bases 205 to 14832 code for a protein of 4875 amino acids.
CGCGCCAUCUAUCGGAGAGACGCAAGAGUAACUUCUGGUAUCUAUAGUCUGUGAUUCUGCACUAGUGAAUGGAUAUACCGACAGUUCAUAUUUACCUUCGGCGAGCACUCAGUUAAUUCAAAGUGGAUGCAUGGUUAGAAGUGCGGGAUCUGGUCGUUCCACUGGGUGAGGGACAGGCCUGCACCGCCACCUCACAACAGCGCUAUGACCAUCGCAAUGAUAGCCAAUCAGGAGCACCCACAGGAGGGGCCACCAAACACUCCACCACAGGGUGGGGAUGGGGAAGUGCUGGGUGAAGGGGAAGGAGAUGAUGUGGGUGGGGCAGAGCCAGACUUCCCCCUUGAUGCCCUGGCCCGCCUUGAUGAGAUGAUCCAUCGCCAAAGGUGGGUUGUCCCUGUCCUGCCCAAGUGUGAGUUGGAGGUACUUCUUGAGGCAUCCAUUGACCUUUGUCAGAGAGGACUAGAUACUAGAAGUGAGGCAUGUCAGAGAUUCUUUAGAGAAGGACUGACUAUAUCUUUUACGAAAAUUCUCACCGAUGAAGCUGUGAACAGUUGGAAAUAUGAAAUCCAUAGAUGCAUCUUGAAAAACUGUGAGAAGUUAAUAGAAUUAGUAGUUGUGAAGCUGCACCAAGACUGGUUUUCUUUGCUUGACCUUCUUGCUAUGGUGCUGAGUCCUAAUUCAAAAUUUCACACAUUCAACAGUACACGUUCCUCUGAGACAGUUCAACAGGGAUCACAGAUCCCAGACUAUGAACUCUAUGCUAGACCCCCUGAUCCUAGAAAUCCUCGAGGGUGGUUAGUGGAUCUCAUUAAUCUCUUUGGUAAGCUUGGUGGCUUUCAGAUCCUCCUUGAACGAUUCCAAUCGGGCAAGAACCUCUCAGUUCCAGUCAUUUGUGCUCUCCUCCGACCCUUCGGCCUCUGUUAUGAGAUGCUCACAGUGUCUACUAUAGAAAAAUACUUCAUGCCUAUUGUAGAAGUAGUGCCUGCCUUUCUUGAAAAUCUCACUGAUGAAGAGCUGAAGAAGGAGGCCAAAAAUGAAGCCAAGAACGAUGCAUUAUCUGCCAUCAUCAAAGCCAUCAAGUGCCUGGUAUCCCGUGUUCCCAGUCAGGAGGAAACUGCCAAAAAUCUGGAGAUUUUUAGGCUAAAAAUGAUACUCAGGUUACUGCAAAUUUCAUCAUUUAAUGGGAAGAUGAAUGCACUCAAUGAGGUGAAUAAAGUGAUCACCAGUGUAUCAUACUACUCACAUCGCCAUGGUCCAGUUGAAGAGGAGGAGUGGCUGACUGCAGAGCGAAUGGCGGAGUGGAUCAAAGAAAAUCGCGUCCUUCAGAUUGUUCUGCGGGACUCCCUCCACCAGCCACAGUAUGUGGAAAAACUUGAGAAAAUCAUCCGCUUUAUCAUCAAGGAAAAGGCACUUACACUAGAAGAUCUGGAUGAUAUAUGGGCUGCCCAACAUGGGAAGCAUGAAGCAAUUGUAAAGAACGUGCAUGACCUCCUUGCGAAGUUGGCAUGGGAUUUCUCUCCUGAACAGCUUGAUCAUCUUUUUGGCUGCUUCCAGACAAGUUGGAGCCAAGCUAGUAAAAAGCAACGUGAAAAGUUAUUAGAAUUGAUUAGAAGGUUAGCAGAAGAUGACAAGGAUGGUGUUAUGGCUCACAAGGUUUUGUCACUUCUGUGGUCACUGGCCCACUCAGAUGAUGUACCCACUGAGAUUAUGGACCAAGCACUCAAUGCCCAUGUCAAGAUCCUUGACUACUCGUGCUCGCAGGACCGGGACAUCCAAAAAAAACAUUGGCUUGACCAGAAUUUUGAGAGACAAAACCCUGAUUUAAAUCCUGCAGAUAUAAUACCAGACGGAAGAUAUAAUCAUAUAUACCAAGUUCAAGAACGACUAAGUUUUCUUAGAUUUUUAUUGAAGGAUGGGCAAUUAUGGUUAUGUGCCCCUCAAGCAAAGCAAAUAUGGAACUGUUUAGCAGAGAAUGCAGUUUUCACUGUGGAUCGUGAGUCUUGCUUCAAGUGGUUUUCAAAGUUGAUGGGAGAUGAACCUGAUUUGGAUCCAGAGAUUAACAAAGAUUUCUUUGAGAACAACAUACUACAACUUGAUCCUUCUUUGCUCACAGAGAAUGGCAUGAAAUGCUUUGACAGGUUCUUUAAAGCAGUGAAUUCAAAAGAAGGUAAACUUGUAUUGAAGCGGCGAGUCCACCUCAUGGAUGAUGAUGACCUCAUUGGGGUAGACUAUGUGUGGCGGGUUGUGCUGUGUGGAACUGAAGACAUUGCUAGCCGUGCCAUUGAGCUGCUUCGAGAAACCUUCACCAAUCUAGGACCAAGACUGCAGGCCAAUCGUGUGAUCAUACAUGAUGACUUCCUUUCCAGUUGUACGUCCCGUCUUAAGGUAUUGCCUAUUGAGUACAUAGAGUUGUAUAAAUCCAUAAAUCAUAAACACAUCAAGAUCAAGAUCAAGAUUAAGGUACCAACAACACCAAAUACUCAUGUUGAGCAAGUCCAUAACCCUGUGGGCCAGGCCAAUCCGACAUACAACUUCCUGGUUCAGCCCACUGUCGUUACACACUACACAACCAAGAUUGACAUAGGCUGCAAGCAUCCCUUGUUGGCACUCCAUCAUUUGCAAAGCUCUAGGAUCCGGUCAGUUGUUGACUUACCAGGCGUGAACCCAGAUUGUUCAGGUCUCUGGUGUUUCAGUUGCUCUGCACUGAUGUUACGGAUGCCAGCUGCCAUUCCACCUCCAAACUUUGCCACAGCCUCUUUGACAUCAUCAAUGGAGGGUGCAGUUUCCUCAGUGGGUGGAUCAGCAUCCAGCAUCUGUAACCCUGCAGUUUGGAGCUGUUCACUUGGAGGAUCCACUGUGAACAGCUGCUCAAGGAGAGCUCUAGUCCUACGUGACAGAGCCCUGUACUGGUUGCGGUUCCCAGCAAAUCUGGCAGUGCAACUCUCCUCAAUACUGUCCAGUGUCUGUAUUGAGGUGAAGCCACCUUGCUCCCCAACGCAUUCCUUAGCAGCCUCAAGAGUCUCACGUUUGAAGGUAUCGUAUAGCUCUACUGGGUACUCAAUGGUGUUGAGCACUCCAAAGCUUUCUGGACUUGACAUUGAGUUUGAGUGUAGCAACAACAAGCCUGUGAUCAGUUGCAAAGAAUGCGGCAUUCUGAAAAACCCUGCAGUUUUGAAGGAUCCUCUUGCAUGUACUAAGAAAGAUAUGGUCGAUCUCUUUUGCUACCGCUCCCGUAUUGCUAUACCAAGUUCAGCGGUGCAGCGCUGGUCUCUAAUACCAAGAACCUGCAAUUCUCAACUUUCUGGAUCUUACAUGAUUCAGAAUAAAGAGCACUUGUUGCAGAUGCCACAUCUGCAACCCCCAAUGGCACCUCUAAGCAAAGCAAGCCCAGAUUUUUGCAUCAGAAGGGAGAAGUUGCUUCUCAAACUCCAGGACUGGCCAGCCAAUCAGAGAGUACAGGGUAUGUACACACCAUACUCUCAGCCAAUAAGAGGAUCCAAACUCCUGUUACAGUUGUAUGAUCCAUCAGAUAUUUUUGAUGGCACCGGCACACAGUCUGUGGUGGAGUGGCUCAAGAAGCUGGAGAUGUUGUGUGAACUACAAGGUAUUGAUGACAUGGCCAGAAUGAUUCCUUUACGUCUUAUGGAUGGCGCCUUCGCUGUAUACAUGCAGCUGAUGGACAAACACAAGAAGAAGGCGGAAGAGGUGAAGAGGGCGCUGCCGGCUGCAUUUGUGCUGUGGCACCUUGCUACCUUGUUAGGAGGUAUGACUGAUCAAGGCCUCGUCUCUGCUUUCGUGGUUGGACUAGUGGAAGGUGUUCGUCAGUUGUUGAGGGCUGGGUCACACAUGGAAACUCUGAACCAGAUUCUAGCAUGGGCAAGAGCAAUUGUUAAGGAUGAAGGCAUUCAUGGUUCAUCAGAGUUCAUUCUCGGCAUGAACAGUGUGAAGGCCCUCGGAGGAGUGACAGUUGAUGUGCCAAGUGGUUUGCGUUUUGGCAAAGAGGACACUGUGGUCUGUGUGGCUACAAAUGAAGUGUUGAAAGUGGACGACCAUGAUUUCAGUGCUUCUUUUGACCCUGCCAGCAAAGGGGCUGAUUCCUCGCAUGGCCAUUGUCCAGCAGAACAAAAAAAAGAGGUGCAGCUUGUGUUGGACAGCUUCACAGGAGACUCUGACGUGUGUUUGGAUAAACGGAUCAGAGUCCACAACUCCUUAUGGUCAUAUCAGACUGUGAUCUUUAAGGGCCAGAACAAGUUCGUUGGCCACUACCCAAUAUGUGGAUGGGUAAGAGUGGUGACAGCCUUCAUCAAAAGGAAAGUUAAUGAAGCCACAGAGAGGUGGAAUGAUAUCAUCGUUGAUGAAGAAAUAAGAAGGCUCUUGAGGGAAAUUAUUGCUGAAGUGAGGAACAACAACCUUUUGCAAGGACAGUGGAGUGUUAGCAGCUAUCAGGCCAGGGUCUGGGUGGACACCAGGUCUCUGGCCCUAGGUAUUGCAGUAAAGGAGGUGGAAUUAAUGAAUGACUCUUCCACUGUGCAUUGCUGUGUCUCGGAUGGACUCUCGGGGAAGAGCAGGUUCAGAACCAAGGCUGCCAGUGAAGUGUUAAUCAGAAUAUGCAUAGGAAUAGUACUGUCUGUGGUCAAGGAAUACGAUAUUUGGCUGACAGUUAUUCUCGUGCCUCCCUGUAACAACAAAGCUGACUACCUUACCCAUGCAUCACACUGCUGGCUGGAAGUUCCUGAUGCUUGCCCCUUAGCUAUGCAUCCUGUGAAGUACAUAGCGCAGUUAAUAGGUACCAAAAACUCCGACGUUCGGUGGGGUGUGGGGUGGGGGGGUCGGAGCUACGCUACGUCACAACUGACUGUUGCCUUGUGUGUGCUGUGUUGUGUACCUAUUCAAGUAUUGCUGAACGUUGAGACAUUCCUGUUUCAGGUACUUCACAGAUUGAAAUCUACAGCACCUAAUGUGAAGGUGGAACUUUACUUGAACACUGAUCCUAUAGACCCUGUGGAGGACAAAAAAAUUAUUGCCCAGAUGCCACUGAGGGAUAAAAUGGUUUUAACAGCUAAGCUGGUGCAGGUGGGGAGCAACAUGCCUUCAUCUCCAGACAGCUCUUCAGACUCCUCCACAGGCUCUCCCCAACAUCCCUAUGAGGGGCCCAAUGUUGAGGCAGAAAACUGUCUUCCGGGUGUUAUAAUGUCUGCUCAACCAAAGUACACGCAGUUCUUGCUUCAGUUAGCUGACCUGGGCUGCACCUUACAGUUGCCGCAGCUCAGAGAUAGUGCCCGAGCACUUCUCAAUAUCAUGCCUGCUGACCAGUUCACAAUCAACAACCUACGAACUAUCUGUUUGGAACAUGCCAAGAUUGGGGACCAGAGUUUAUCUCCUUCUCUUGAGAACAUUGUUUUCUCUUCAUCGCCUUCACAAGUUCUCUAUAAUCUUCAGGUGCUGUAUUCACUGCUUAUGCCAGCCCACAACCCCAUGGCAGAGAAGGCCCUUGAGUUCCAGUACAAUUUCAUGAAGAGUGGAGGAGUGAAGAUUAUUAUAGAUGUGUUGGCUAAAAACAAUUUUCUGUCCAACACAGACAUGCCAACUAAAAGUUUCUCUACAUCUGGCAUUGUACCAAAUCUUAGUGGCUAUGGGUCUCAAGGAGGAGGAAUACCAGCCUCAACACACACACAAGCACUGGUGCUUCAAGAGGCACUGCACCACAUCCCCAACCCAGCCUCAGACUGUAUGGUGCGGAACGUGGCCUCUCGCCUUGCCCAGUCCCUCCACGACCAGGUCACUAUCACCUCCUGCCUCUGGGCACAAUUUGUAACAGGUGUUGUUCCAGACAUGAGUGUUGUCCGAGCCAUCCUCAAAAUUACUUGGGCAUCAGCAUCGGGCCAAGUCCACUUAAUCACCUCCUCUUUAGAUGAAAUUGAAAAAGCCACUGAGAGGCCACCCACAAAACCCCCAGAUCCAGAAGACCUUCAUGUGUGUCGUGAAGGUCUGGAGACAUUGUCUGUAGUGUUGGCCCUUUAUCCUCCUGCCCUGGAGACCCUAACCAAGGAUAGCCAAUUUCACAAGCUUGUGAUGGGUCUGGUGCUAGUGGGUGGGGAGCGCAGUAUUCGACAGUGUGCAGUGGAACAGUUGUUACUCAUGGCAACAAAGUGUUCCAAUUCCCCUCACACCCUUGUUGUCUUCAUUGUCAUGCUCUUCAAUGUGUUGAAUGGCAUGAAUGGCGAGUAUUCUAAGGAGUAUUUCCAGUUGCUGUGUGGACUAUUAAACUGGGCCUGUAUGUCAAAUGUGGCUGUGACGGGUGUUGAUCGCCUUCUGGCAGCUGAGGUGGAGUGGCUUAAGAAUGUGAGAGCAAGUGUAUCUCAAAUGGCCCAGGGUGGCCCAGAGCCACCUGUGGAUGAGACACUCCUGGAGGGCCAUUUGUGUGUCACGCGGGAGCUGGUGGCCUUCCUCCCUCCUGAAAAGAAAUAUGAAAUUGGUGGUGACACCUCCAAAAUGAUAUUUCUUAUCCGGGAACUUGUAGAAGACUUUAUAUUCCCUUUUUCUAAGGUGUACCUUCAAUUAGAGCAUGCAUCUGAGAUGCCUGCUGAGCAGGCCAUACCAGUGUGCUCAACUCAACCAACUGUGAUAGCAGCUUAUGAACUCCUAGUCACUCUCUGUACAGGCUGUGUCCCCAACCUCAAACUCCUGGCAGAAAUGCUCACUAACAUGUAUUAUUCUGAUUGUGAUGAGAGCAUUGGGGAAUGGGAGUACCUGCCCCCAGUUGGUCCAAGACCCUUCAAAGGUUUUGUGGGGCUUAAAAAUGCGGGUGCCACUUGUUACAUGAAUUCUGUUCUACAGCAGCUCUAUAUGAUUCGGCAGAUCAGACAUGGUGUGUUAGCAGUAGAAGGAGCAGCCACUGAUCCUGAAGAAGAUUUCAGUGGAGAGGAGAGGAUGGAACAAGAGACAAAUCUUGAUGGCAAUGAAGAGGACACAAUGAGCAGUAGUUCUAAUGAAGAGAGUAGAAAAGAGUACCACAUUGGAAUCCUUAAGCAGGUGCAAGCAAUCUUUGCACAUCUAGCCUGCUCUAAACUGCAAUACUAUGUUCCAAGAGGUCUUUGGAAGCAUUUCAAGCUGCAGGGUGAGCCAGUCAACUUGCGUGAACAACAUGAUGCUUGUGAGUUUUACAACAUCCUUGUGGAGAGUCUUAAUGAGGCCCUAAAGGCUCUUGGGCACGAACAAAUUAUGAACAAGAUCCUUGGAGGCUCAUACUCAGAUCAAAAGAUUUGCAAAACCUGCCCACACAGGUAUUCUAGGGAAGAAACCUUCACAGUCAUCAGCAUAGACAUCCGGAACUACAGCAACCUGUAUGACUCCCUUGAGCAGUAUGUGAAGGGAGAUCUGCUAGAGGGGGACAAUGCUUAUCUUUGUGAGAAGUGUGAAAAAAAGGUUGAUACAGUGAAGCGAAUUUGCCUGAAGAAGCUGCCUCCAAUCAUGGCCAUCCAGCUUAAGCGAUUUGACUAUGACUGGGAGAGGGAAUGUUCCAUCAAAUUCAAUGACUAUUUUGAGUUUCCACGAGAGCUGGAUAUGGAUCCCUACACAGUUGCUGGACUGGCAAGAAAUGGGGAAUUGAUAGACUAUGACCCAGAAGACAUGAAACCAGUGUGUAGCAAGUACAAGUUGACAGGCAUUGUUGUUCACAGUGGUCAAGCAAGUGGUGGACACUACUACUCCUAUAUACUGCACAGAAAUGGAAAUGACCAACGGUGGUACAAGUUUGAUGAUGGGGAAGUGACAGAGUGCAAGAUGGAUGAUGAAGAUGAAAUGAAGAAUCAGUGUUUUGGUGGUGAAUAUAUGGGGGAGCAAGUCUUUGACAACAUAAUGAAGCGGGUGAGUUACCGUCGGCAGAAGCGGUGGUGGAAUGCUUACCUCCUUUUUUACACAAGAUUGGAUGUGGAAGAGGAUAAUCUCUGCAACUCUCUCAAUGAGUUGAGUUUAGCGGAGCGACCAGGGUUAAUAAAAAUGCCCUGUGCCAUUGACCGAUCAGUAGUGAGGCAAAAUGUUCGGUUCAUGCACUCCAGGUCUCAGUUUUCUCCUGAGUACUUCCAGUUCCUGAAAAAGCUCAUCAUGACCAACCACCCAUUUGUCCUUCAACCCCCUCAGGACAGGGUUGCUGAGGCUGAAGAAAUUGCUAUGGUCAGUGGUCAGCUCUGUAGCAAGUUUCUUUUCUCAGUUGGGUUGCAUACCAAGAAGACUCUGAGAGGUCCAGCAAGUGAAUGGUAUGAUGCACUGCAGGUUCACCUGAGAGCCUCAGUUCACACCCGUUCCUGGUUUGCCCAACAUGUGUUGUUUGCUCAGCCACACCGCUUUGUUGAGUAUCUCCUGGAGUGUCCUGCACCUGAAGUAAGGAUGGUGUUUGGCAAACUCAUAGUACUGGUGGCUCACUGCGCUCGCAAUGAUCUUCCUCUGCCACUUGGCUGGGGACCCCUCAAGCACCACCCAGGUUUGGACAUGAGUGGGGGCAACUGCACCUUGAGUGACCAGUUGUUGGUGGCGGUGCUAUUGCUUCUCAACAAGGAGGUGUCUGAGCAUGGCCGCCACCUUGUCCAGUACUUCCAUCUCUUCCACCUGUAUGCCUCCCUUGGCCCUGCUGAGAAAUUACAACUCCUCAAGGUUGGUGGUAUUACCUCAUUAUUUUAUCAUUCUUCAGAGUUUAACUGGCGAGAGGCUCUGAAGGAGGUCGUUGAAAUAUACGUUCCACAGGAUGGGGCCAAGGAUCGAGCCCUGUGGAACGGAGGCCUCCACUGGCUUGGCCAGGAGUCCUUUGUGCCAAACUCUGUCAAAAGCCCCAGCAAUGUCAAGGGCAAUGACGAGGGUGGGGCGGCCGGCGUCGAGGGCGUCAUGCCAGGAGUGACCCGAGCCUCCUUCCAUGCAGCUGGCCAGGUGCUGGUUUGUAGGCACUGGCGGAAGAUGUGUGUGAGGGGCUUUGUUAGCUCCUCCGCACAGUGCUUCAGCAGGAAGGGCGAGACGUCGUCAGGGCCGGGCGCCUUCCUGGUGUCGUGUGCUGCCAGGAGUUCAGCCUUGUCUUGGUUGGCAACUGCCAAGUUGCCAGAGGCUGUUUUAGGGCGGGAUCCUCUCCUGUGUGACUGUGCCCUGCCGCUGCUUCACAAGGGACCACCAUUGCUUGGGAUCAGUUUGCGCGGUGCUGGGCCUUGUGGCGCCUGGAGGGACGACGCUUCAGACGAGUCCAGGCCUUGUACUUGGCAUCAGCAGCUUGCCGGCACCUGUAGCCGAACCACGGCUGGUCUCGUGGAUCGACUCUAUAUGCCCUGUGAGGGACGUGCCUGGCUUCCAGAUGGUGCGCUGGCUUCCUUCCUCACUUGCUGGGUUAAGACCAACUUCACAGAGGACCGCAUUGUGGUCAGAGCUACCAACCUUGUCAAGUUGGUAGCACUGCACAGAGUCUGCCGGCAGAUCGCUGUGGGUGGCCAUGAUUGUGUCCAGUUGGUCCGUGAGGAAGGAGAGUGGGGCGCCUUGUUGCCAUUGGGGCGGUACAGAGGGCAGAGCAGCACAGCAGUCCUGUCAGCGAGGAGAAGGCGGAAAAAUAGCAUUUCCAUCUCCUCAGGAACUGUGACGGGCAAUAGCUGCAGCUGUAGACCUUCACGGUGGCACAAAGCUAUACCACCGCCUUGCCCGGCUGUUCUGUCCCUCCGCACCCACUGCACGGGAGUAACAGGAGUCAGCUACGUGGCCAGGACGGAGGCAGUAGUCGCAGCGAAGGCUCCUUCUUUCUUCUGCUUGCCUCUUCCUGCACGCGUCAGCGAGGUGGCCAGUGUGGCCACAGAAGUCACACAGGACAGCCUUACAGUGCCUUGUGGCGUGUCCUCGCUGGUGGCACCUGUCACAGUUUUGGUACCCCGUUGCCUUCUGUCUCCUCCUUUUCCCUUGUUGGGAGGAACUUCCGCGGCUCGCUCCUGCCCUCACGGGAGGGUGUGUAUGUGGAGUGCUGAUUUCCUGAAGGUGACGGGGGUUAGAGUGGGCAGGAGAGGAGAGGGUGCUGGUGGCUUGGUGGUGGCGGGGGUGGGGACGGGCAGGCGAAGUAUGGGUGCUGGUGGCUUGAUAUUGGCGUGGGUGGGGGUGAUCAGCCGCUGGGGCCUUCCUGACCCCACCAGGUCUGCCAGUGGGGUGUGUGGAGCAAACUUCCUGCCAGUCAGAGUCUAUCUUACUGGGCAGAGCGCUGGUGGCCUGUGUGGUGGGGUGGGAGGGAGUCUGCUGUUCUACAAGUGCGUGGGCGUCAACCGCAUUGAGUGGCUUCGGGAGAGUUUGAUAGGAGUUCCUCGCGUACUGCAAUGUCCUCUUCCGCUGCAGCCAGAGACUGAUGGGGUGCGGGAGGGCGAGGGCUGCCUGGGAGUCAGGGACGGUGUGUGUGGUGGGUUCUGGCGUGUCAGGCACGGAAGCCAGUCAGUCCAGCCCAGGCUAUUUUGGGAUGGGGCGAGGUGGUCCCUGGGAGGUGGGAAGGGUCAAUGGUCUACCCUGAGAGAGGUAGGUCGAAAGAAUUCUCUUGGGAAUUCUCGGUCGCCAAGAGGGUGCGGUGGAGAGAGUGAGGUCAACACAGGUACAGAUAGAGAUUUAGACAUAAAGCUCCUUGUGUUGGCAAGGAACUAUUCUAAACGUCUUUUUCACGUUGCUACGUCCCUCCGGUGCUGCAGUGACGUGAUACUUGUCACGCUCUCCUCGUCUUCCUCCAAUAGACGAAGAGCAUGCCUCUGUAUCGCGUCGAGCCGGCUGGUGUGGGUGGCGGUUGAUGUUGGCCACAGCGCACUGGCUGUCCUGGCAGCAGUAGGAGAGGGAGAUUGUGCAGUCGUUGGCCUUCAGGAGACCGCCAUUGAUGCCCUUGGCUUGGAGUUUAGUCAGAAGACCCGCAUGCCACACUCGGUCAUAAGCCCCCGCGAUAUCAAGGGCCACUACGAGCGUGUCCAGGCCUUCGUCAAGGGUGUCCUGCCAUUCCUGGGAGAGAGUGCAGCCUUGUCAUCACUGCUUGAGGCAGUGGUUCCAUCCUGCCUGGUGAAGGGGGGCACACACUCCUGCCGCAUCACACCCUGCCUCUCCUUGACCAGUGUCCACCACGUCUUAUCUCCAACUCCUGGGCCUGUGAGCUUUCUCCUGAGGUCUUGCUCCCAGUGUUUACUCACCCACUUGGAGGUGUCAUUCAUUCUCUUACAAGCAACUCGGUGCAUGGCGAGGUUGUGUUGUGACGGGCGCUGCUUGUAUCUCCUCCAUGCUGCAUACUUGGCUUCGGCAGCUAUCUUACAGUGGAAGCCAAACCAUUGGGAGUUUGUGGCCUUGGCGAGAGACAACUGUAAGGAGAGGGGAGUGGCCGAUGUUUCUUGGUGCUGGCGGGUUGCUGUUACGGCGAGGAGUGCUGUUAGUAUUCGCUCUCCCAAGGGGCCGAGGUCCAUCCCCGCUGGGACCUCAGCUGCUCCUCCCAUUGCCUGUGUUGCCAUCCGGAGUCACCACGAAAGGGUGCUGGGGGUUGGGGGUGUGGGGCCGGGAGGCGUAGAUGGCGAGGCAGUAGUCGAGGUGGAGCUUGUGGCGGUGGGGAGUGCACCGUUGUUAGCAGGAUUUGGGGUGAGGGAGGUGGUGGGGAUGGUGGAGGUGGCCAGAGACAGCACACCAUCUUCGUGGCUUAUAGCCUGGGUGUCCAAUCCUCCCAAUUUUUUGGUGGCUCCCAAGUCCGUUAGAUGGGAAACGCGCUGCACUUGUGCCUUGUGUAGCACGGUCAAGGCGGCAACUCUCCUGCUACAGCUGCUCUUGCUGUUGCUGCUGCUCUUGUUGAGGCUGUCUGUGCUGCUGCCGCCUCCACCAAUGUGGAUGGUGUUGUUGGUGGUGUGUAGCGCCGCUAAUCAAGCGCUCUGCCCAACGCUGUACUUUAUUUGGCAGGCUGGCAGCGGGCACUUGACAUCCAGCCUGGAAUCCACCUCCACCCCAAGGAUUUCAAUGGUGUCUGGCCCGAGACGCAACUGGUCUGCUUCUCCCUGUGAGCGGGUGAUCACCAUGGGCUGGGUUUUCUCAGGGGCAAACUUGACUUGCCACAUUUCUCCCCAAGCCAGGAUGUCCUGUAGCUGCCUAUUGACUGCCUGCACCACAUUCUGGGCUUCUCCCCUCUCUAUUGGACCAAGUACUGAAUCUUGGGAUACAGAUGCCUCCAUUGAAAAGGAGGACGAGGUGCUGCCGUUCACCAGGCCUGGUACCUUCCUGGUGUUCACUCCUCUCAGGAGUCUUCCUACGUCAUCUUCAGUUCCACCAUUGCUUAGCAUCAACCUGGUUAGAGGAGAGUUUUUUCUUGAUAUCCGUCUCCCAUCUGGCCUUGGCCCACUUCACUGUGUUUAUCAUUACCUUGCACGCUCUUCUUUGCCAGGCUUUAUUGACCUGCAUGGGAUGUCGCUUGUAGUGUUGCCAUGCUCUAUAUUUAUUGUCAGCUGCGACUCUACAUUGACCGCUCUCAUCUGCGAGGAUGACACGGAGAAAGAUGAUCUCCAUAACAGCGGGGAUGUCAACUGGCAAAACGUGAACCUGCAUCUCGUCGCGGUGACACACAGCUAUACCACCUCCCUGCCUUCCUUGUCGGUCUUGCCUCACCCAUGGCGAGUAUCCAGGAAUUUUGUCGCAUAUUGUGAUGCAGCUUUCAUCAAGGAAGGUCUCUACAGCCACUACUACAUCCACCCGAUGUCUGAGGAUGAAUGUAUGGGUGUGGUCACCUUCAUCUGCUGUGUGGGCAGAGGUCUUAUUUCCACCACAGCAGAGGUCGUUCCACCACACAGCAGAGGCGCUGUGCACUUUGUCCAGCUGGUUGAGAUGGCAACGGGCACUGGACAUCCAUGUGAACAGCGCAUAUUCCAUGCUGGGCCUGACCUGAGCCUUGUACAGGGUCAGGAGACCCUCUGUGUCAAGAAGGUCCAUGAGAGGGUACAGUCAUCUACAUACGCACUAGCUGAGGGGAUGCUCUGCAGGCAGUUGAAAUUAAUGUUCCAUAAUAUGGGUUCCAGGACUGACCCUUGUGGAACAGAAGCCUCCACAGGAAAGCUGGCUGAUGAAUGGUCGUUCACCACAAUACGGAGACUCUUGCCCAUCAGGUGCCCUCUGACAGCGUCAUGUGAAAUCACCACAGUUUCCAUACUUGUGGCAACAAGAUGCGGAAGAGGGGGUGGCUGCCUGUCAGGUUCUGGUGUCAUCUUUUCACUGAACAUGUGGGCAAGGAUGUCAGCAUUUUCCUGGCUCAUGACAGCCAGGUCCCCACUAGGCUUUGUGAGAGCUGGCAAGCGUUUGUUGGAGUCCCUGCACCACUACCAGCUCUGUAAAAGCCCUGAUGACAAGAUGCUGGUUGAGGUCUCCUACUAUGGCAACAUUCUGACAGUUGUGGGCCGCCAUGAUGCCAUCCAGGUGAUUAAUGAGAACACUGCACCAGUGCCCAACCCUCAUGGUGACCCAUCCUGCCCAGAGCCACUUAUGACCAUUGAACCCAAAGUGGCUGACAUCCUCUAUGGCCGACCAACGUAUGUGAAGAAAAUAAUUGAAGAUGCCAACACAUCAGAAGAUACAGUGAAGCUGCUGAAGUUUUGCUGCUGGGAAAAUCCUCUUUUUUCUUCUGCUGUCCUCUCAGAACUUUUAUGGCAGAUUGCCUAUUCAUACACAUACGAGCUGCGACCGUACCUUGACCUGCUUCUCCACAUGCUGCUCUUGGAGGAUUCAUGGCAAAACCAUAGAAUUCAUAAUGCACUCAAGGGAAUUCCUGAUGACAGAGAAGGUCUGUUUGACACCAUACAAAGGAGUAAAAACCACUAUCAGAAGAGAGCUUACCAGUGCAUCAAGUGCAUGGUGGCACUUUUCUCUUCAUGUUUGGCAGCCCAGCAAAUGUUGAACUCAAAUGGUGACUUAAAGCGCAAAUGGACGUGGGCUGUGGAUUGGCUGAAUGAUGAACUGGACCGACGGCCUUAUGUAGCCAACCAGCAGUAUGGCUUCAAUAACUGGUCACCACCAGCCCAAAGCAAUGAGACCAGCAAUGGAUAUUUCCUGGAACGUUCACCUAGUGCACGUUCCACCCUGGAGAAGGCAUAUGAACUGUGCCCGGAAGAUGAGCCAGAGCCAGAAGAAUGUGAGGAGGCAGAAGUGGCCAUACCUGAGGAUGUUGCCCCUCUCCCCCCAGUGUCUGAGCAACAGCAACAACAGCAAUCCCAGCAACAACAGCAGCAGCAGCAGCAACAACAACUUGGGCAGUUACAACAGCAGCAGUUGCAGCUACAUCAGCAACAACAACAACAACAGCAACAACAACAACAACAACAACAACAACCACCAAAGUUGCCACCUACCUCAGGCUCUCAACCUUCUAGUUCACAGUUAAAUUUUUCAAGUAAAAAUUCUCCAGGAAAUCCCCACAAUCGAAGCAGUGGCAGUGGUCCUGUGACAGUAACAGUCAGCAUUGGUGGAAAUGGAGAAACAAAUUCUGUGAGCUCCACAGCAACUCUGACCACUGCAACCAUAACCACCACCUCCUCUUCCAACAUCAGUGGGGGUUCCUGUACACUUAACUCCACUAACACCGCCCCAUCAAUAACAACUGCCACCAAUACCAACACAUUAAGCAAUCCUGGUGGUCCACAAACCUCACCAACCAGCAAUGUGAGCACCACAAACCAAAGCAGCAUAAGCAGUACCAACAGUAUGUCCUCCACUAUAAAUAAUGGCACUAAUAAUGUGAGUGGUGGUGUGGCCAAUAAUAAAUCACCACCAUCUCCACAAGUGACUCAAUACCCACCACCACCUGUACCAGAUGUCACUCAGGAGAAUCAAGAAUGAGUCUCAUGUUGGUUUGUAGUAGAUGGUAGCAAUUUUAACAAAUGUGAGAUAGCCUAUCAUAUGUCUAAAGUGUGAGGAUGUGACAUGAGGCAUAUAUUUCCCUUCUUGAAUUUUUAUUUGUUUAUUUAUUUAUUUGAUUUAUAAUAAUAAUAAUUAUUAUUAUUAUUAUUAUUAUUAUUAUUAUUAUUAUUAUCAUCAUCAUUAUUUUCAUUAACUUAUUUGUUCAUGUAUUUAUUAAUUUUACUUAUUUUAUUUAUUUAUUUAUUUUCUGUAUUUUUAUUUCAAUUGGGGACAGUACUAUCAUGAACUGGAAGGUUACAGUAUGAGGAGACAGGUUUUAUUUGAAUUAGCAGAUUCUCAACUCUUCCCAUCUGGACCUCAUGUGAAAUAUCACAUAAUUUAUCUAUUUAUUUUAUUUAUUGAUUUAUUUUCAUUUUUAUUUAUUUUUUUUUCUGAGAAAGGCCAAUAGACAAAUACAUGACUACAAUUGACUUGUGACUGAAGAAAAGAAGAUAUAUUGAUUGUAUAUAUAUAUAAGUGAGUGGCAUUGAAUUAUAUUGCUAUUAGAAGAGUGUUCCUUCUGCUCAAAGUGAACGCCUGGACCUUCUUUGUGUGACAGGGCUCUGGUGACCAUUACUUCACAGUGACUGAUAAAUAUUUGUGAGUGUGUUGCCAGGGAAUUUUGUUGAGACUACAAUGAAGAGUAUUUGUGUGUGAACAUUUGGGGUUGAAAGACAAAGAAAGUGAAAGGAAUACUUGUAUUUUUGCAUCCUGAUAGACAGCAAGUGGCUUUUGAAAUUAAAAUUCUUUGAAAUUCUUUUUCAGACAUAAAAUUUCCUGUAUGUGUGGUAGUCUUUGAAAAUUGUCCUUGAUAUCUUAUAUUUUUUUUUACUUAGUGAUGUAAUUUUCAUAAAUACACUUCCAAGUAUGUCCUGAAUUCAGUAUUUACAUGUUAAAUUGUACUUUGUAUGUACUGAAGUCUUUCCACUUGUGACUAGUCAAGCAGUGAGCAGCAGAAGCUCCUUAGUUAUUCUGCAAUUUUUCACAGCCUUACAAGGCACCACCUGCCUACUGACAAGUAAAAUUUUGACAGAUGAUAUUGCAUGAAGUAUCAGUGUGAAAUGUGCAGGUGUUAGUAAAGAACACAUUGCCUGUUAAUAAAGCAAAGCACCCUGGCCUUCACUAGCCAAGUGCCAUCUCAUUGUUAACCUCACCAGAAGAGGAAGCAAUCUUGAGAGCCUCCUUGCACAUUGUCUGCUCUUGUAAAGUGCAGUGUGUUUUGAAGCAAAGACUUGGCAAUUGUUCAAUGGGUUUUUUGUAGUGGGAUUUAGGCUGUGCCUAUAAAUGACACAACACCUUUUUCCAUUGAAGUGAUACUUCACCAGACAUGAGGCUCUAAGUUUGAAUUCUUUGUUUGGAUUCCAUGUUUAUAUUUUGUAAUACAAUUGGAUUGUGGUAAAAGAUGACAUGGAUUUUUCAAUGCCAUGAUGUAAAAGAAUGAAACUUUGUAAAAACCCAAGUCCUAAAGAGAUUUGAUAUUCCACACCAAUAUCUUAUUGAAUAUUACUCUUGCUGACCACCAUUUCAAGUCACAUCCCUGCACCAAUUACCCGAGCACAACCUUCAGCCCGGGACUAAUGAGACAUGUAUAAUUGGGAGCUCACUGCCAACCAGUGCUUGGUUGAAAUUCCUGAGAGUGUAUCCUAACAAGAAUGCACAGGAGGGAACCUUCUGAAGGUUCUGGCAGCAGGGAGCUCACAAAUCCUGCUUAUUGUCUGUGAGCCACUUAUUGCUGCAAAGGUGUAACCAACCACCUGUUAUUGUGACUUAGUAAGUUUUGUAUGAAAACUUUUGUUAGUUCCCUAUUUCUGAUAAAUGAUGAAACAGUUUGGAGUGGAACUAGUGGUAGCAGUGAGACACCAUCUGUAGGAGCUGAUCCAGCCUCAUGCAUCUGCUUGUUACUGUCUUGUUUGCCUACUAAUGUAUUAUAGGUUUCCCACACAGAUGCCUUUUUUGUUUUAAGGACUUCAUUUUUUUAUGCUAAAAUCUUUAGCUGUUGGAGAGUGAGUGGCUGGCUGUACUACAAAUUUUAAAUGAUAUAUGCAUAUUAGGUAUUUAUAGUUUUUUUUUUUUUUUUUUUUUUUCCAUUAUGUUUGCUGCCACAACCUGUGAUUAUAAAAAAAGAAAUGUGAAGACAUGUAAACAAUGUAUGAUGUAGUAUUUUCAUGUUACUACCUUGUCAAUAAUUGUAAAGCACCAGAGAAUACUUGUAUAUCACUGUAUAAGAUAUAAUUUAAUGGAAAUGGAGCAAUUUUUUUAUUGAAAUCAUUUAACAGAUUUAUUUUUAUGCUGAUUCCCUCUUCCUUCAACAUCAUGCCUUUGUGUCUAAAAUAAAACCAUUGCUUAUUUUUUCUUUUAUUUGUGUUUAGGAUUCACAUUAAUUUAUUGCUGUAUGGCUCAAUAUGCUAAAAUAUAACUAAAAAGAAUCUCAAGUUUUUCCAAACUACCAAGCACUGAUUGAUUGACUGCCUGUGAUAUUACACCAUGCCACUGUUUCAUCAAAGGGUCAAGUAAUCAGAAGACAACAUUUCUGUAAUAAGUAUUAUUUGUACCUCAUUGUUGCUCCCCAAAUUAUUUUAUUUCAAUUGUUGAUAUACAUACAAUCUCUCUCUCUCUCUCUCUCUCUCUCUCUCUCUCUCUCUCUCUCUCUCUCUCUCUCUCUCUCUCUCUCUCUCUCUCUCUCUCUCUCUCUCUCUCUCUGGUUCUGCAGAACAACUAUGACAGAAGAAUUCACUCAUUUAUUACCAUAUAUUUUUUGUGGUAUGUUUUAAUUCAUUCAUGCUUCCCCACAACACCUCCAUGUCUUACCCUAUCAUAGGAAAUCAUCCUCUUGUAUACACUACAUUUUAUCAUAUUUGUAUACGCUGUCAUUUCACUUCAGAAAAUAAUUAGUCAAAUGUAAUAACACAUUUCAUCUUCCUCAUCCUAGAGUGCCUUCUUGCUUGUGAACAAAUCUGAUAUGACUGACUUUGUAAACAAAGAGAGGACUGCAUGCAGCAUUGUCUAUGCAUACAAUUAUCUGUGUUUAGAUAGAUAGUGUAUUCCUCAGGAAGACAACAGCAGGAUUAAUAGUUUGUCUUCUUUCCUCAAGAAAGCAAUAAUAGGAUGAUAGUUUUUUCUUCAAAACGACAGCAAGGUCUUUUUUCCUGAGGAAGAAAGACAUCUUCAACCUCAGGACAGGUGUUGGCAAUAAGCAAAAGUAUAUCUUUUAAAAAGUGAAUUCAAGGAGACACCAGGUAGACAGUGAUUAUCACAAAUUUUCAGUUGCAUUUGUCAACAACCCCAUUUUAACACUUACAGUCUGUCAUCCCCAUCCUAAGAUAUUUAUUCUUUCUUUGUAAAAAAAAAAACAGACUUGAUAGAGUUUGUAAACUAAGAUAAGACUUUGUUUUUAAAUAACUUUGUUUACAAAUAGAGAACUUAUGUUUUUUAAACAAGGGAGAACAAUAUUUAACAUGGAUUCAUGUUAUGGUAGAAGUUAUAUUCUUCAGGACGAUAACAAAGCAGCACUUUGCCUUUCUUUAUUCAGGAAGACAAUUAUAAUAUGGCAACCUAUCUUUCUUCUUCAUGAAGGUAACAACUUGGUGGUAACUAGUCUAUCAUAAUUGGUGCAAGUAAUGUGAAUUUCAUCCUUUCACGGAAAAAAAAAAAAAAAGAGGGUGUGGAUAAGGCUCACUAAUUGGACAGUGAUAAUCAGUCAAGUUGCCAGUUAUGAUUGUUAACAAGUUCUAUUUGGUGAUGCAAGUUUUGGCUUUGUUUACAACCACAAACGGGAAGAAAGCUUUAAGAUGGGAAAUGAAGGCUGUCUUUACAAUGGUUCAACUGCACUUACAAGCAAGAGGAGACUUUAGAAUGGAAAAUGGAAUUUCACAUCACUCUUCAUUGAUAGUAGCAUAGUUAGAUGGUGUCUCAUGUUGGUGGUUGCAUAGUUGGCAGGUCCAUGUCCCUCAGUAGUUCUUGACUCCUUAAAUUUUAAAGUCAUGGGAUUGAAGGAAUUAUAUUUCAGUAAUGUAUUUCUUAAGGAGAGUGAGGCCACCUAGUUAGCACUCUUAGUCUCAACUCUGAACUGCUCCCCAUUGAAGGAAUUGGCUUAAUCAGCUGUGUGGACAUCACUAGUCCAUACACAAGUAAAUCUUAGCAGCUGCCACUUUACCUAUUGCCAAACUCUUACCCUAGGAGGCUAAGUUCUUACCUGUCUUCUAUGGGAAAGAAAGACUAGUUACCACCCAGCUGUUGCCCUCCUAAGGAAAAAAAGGAGGUUAGCAUCUUGUUAUUUUCAUAAAGGAGAGAAAACAAGAUUUAUAUUAUUCCUUUAUUGAUAGAUAUAUCCUUCCUUAAUUCAUUAAGUUGUCUACAAACAAAUGUCUUCUUUUUGUUACCAAGUUGAGUGUCUCAGAUUUGUUUCCAAACAAUGGGAGGCAACCUAAAUAAUGAGGAGGAUGAAGUGUGCUAUUACACUAGUUUUAGUAAAAAUUCAUCCAACCAUCAAACAAACUUUCCAAUGUUUCUAUGCAGUAUCCAAAUGGAGCAUGACAUUGGGAGAUCUAGUAAUGUCUGCUUCGAUAGAGAUUCUUCUCCCAUGUUUUCUUUGAUGAAGCACAACUUAAUGGGAAAAUUUAAGCCCCAUGUUUGUAGUAGAGGGAAAACAAACCAAAAAUAUACUGAAACCACGUAAUGACAGCACAAAGGUGCCACAAUGGCCUUGGAAUUUGACAAUUGUUAUGGUCCUAUUAAGGCACUAUCUUUUUAUUCUUUAGUCAGAGGUCUAAUUCCUCAUAAAAAAAAAAUACUCACAUGACUAAAGAUGUAUUCUUCCUUCAGAUAGUUUCCCAAUGAAGUGCCCAAGGGGGCAUAUGACAGACAUUUCUGAAAUCACUCCUUUUAGUUGCUUAGAUUCUUGGUCUUGUGCAUCAAAUCUACACCUCACUUGCACAUGGUUGCUCCCUUUCCUUUCAUCAUACAGUAUGUCCAUAGGAUCCAAUAAGUUUUCUCUCCAGUACAGGUUUUUCACUUGUGUUACCUUCAUGGUUUCAGAAACACACAUUGAGUCAAGAUACUUAAAUCAAUGUACAUAGUAUUUUGCAUUUUAGAUAAGUACUUGCUGUUGUCAUAUGCCAUCACUUAAGUUUAUAUUUUCACAUUCACCUUCAACUUCUGUAAUUUUGUACAUGGGACUAUAUACAUUAUGAACUAAUAUAAAUAUCUUGCUUUUUGUAACCAUGGCUUAUUUGAAAACAUAAUUGCAUUUAGUAACAAUUUAUUUCACCAUAUAUAUGGAUUUUCCAUUAUCACCAACCUAAGUGGUGCAGUGGUUAGUAUGUUUUGCUGUGAUUUAGCUGGGACCCAAUCAAAUCCUAGUUGAAACAAUCAGUGUCCAGUUCACUUUGUUCAUCUUUAUUCAGAUUGCUAAAUAAAUGGGUUAAAUGAAAAAGCUAGGAAAUGUUAACUGUGGAUGUCACAGUGGUCCAGUAUCCCUGAAUAAGGGAUAUUAUACUUUACAAGUUUAAAGUCCAAUGAGAGCUGUGUAAUGUAAUUAGUAACUACAUGCACAGCAGUGGUACAUACAUGCUCCUGGCUUUACUGUUAAUUUUUACUUUUAUUUCAAAUAUUAAAUCAUGUACACAUUUGGUUAACAUCUAAAGAAACAUCAUAUUUUUCUCUCAUUUUGUAUUCCAGAUAAUUAACUUCUCUACAAUAUCUUUAUUCCUUAUGAUUUUUGCAUCAUUAACCCCUUCAGUACUGGGACACAUUUUUACCUUGAGCUUUGUGUUCCAUUAGACCAUUUUAUUGACAUUAGGAAGGGCCUAUGAAGGUCAGAAGAUUAAUGGCCACAGUCUUCACUAUUUUAAUUCCCACAUGAGUUUCUGAAGCUGUAGAAAAUCACCAAAUAGUCACCAGAAUGAGUAUGGAAACACGUCAUGGUACUGAAGGGGUUAUGAAAAGUUUUUUUCAUAAUUCUACAAUCCUCCAUUCACAUCAUAUAUCUUCAUUGCCAUCUAAUUCAUUGUCAUACACUUUGUUAAAGGUAUUGAAGCAGGGUAAAUGUAAUGAAUUUUGAAUAUUUCUUUCAUCCACUAGUCUGAUUAAGUAAAUUUUAUGAACACAC